Messenger RNA from Aplysia californica (California sea hare), 798 nucleotides. RefSeq names its product FRFamide precursor protein. The record is from RefSeq and is marked provisional. Lineage: Eukaryota; Metazoa; Mollusca; Gastropoda; Aplysiida; Aplysiidae.
CCAGCCGAUGACGCGCUGUUGGUCAGAGCGGACGAGGGAGAGGAGGAGGGAGUGGGAGGAAGCUAUCCAGGGAUCCCCCUCUCUCUCCCAGGAACCGCCGACAAGAGAAGCACACUCUUCAGGUUCGGCAAACGAGGCGCAGGGACCCUCUUCCGGUUCGGGAAGCGAGGCUCUCUUUUCCGGUUCGGGAAAAGGGGCGGGGCUCUCUUCCGGUUCGGCAAAAGGGGCGGGGCUUUGUUCCGGUUCGGCAAGAGAGGCGUGGCUUCGGGGUCGGGGGCGUUCCCGCUGGCUGACGACUCCGACGUGAAGAGGACGCUCUUCCGCUUCGGCAAACGAUCCAACCUUGACCUUCUCAGGGACGUCUUGUCGCAGUACCAGCUCAGCGCCUACCCCGACGCCUACCCCGACGCCUACCCCGACGCCUACAUCGAUGACGUAGACAGCAAGCGAGGGGUAGACGGGUUUCACUGGGGAGAUGACCAAUAAGCGAACUGUGUGUGAAUAGCCGAGGACAGGGUGACCAAUAAACUAACUGUGUGGUGAUAAGCUGAGACAGGGGUGACCAAUCAACUAACAUUGGGGGGACAUUAACAUUGUGAUUAGCGAAGAUGAAGGCGACGAAUAAACGAACUUUGUAUACUUUCAGCAAAGAGUGAGACGACGAAUAAAAUAAGGAAAUUUCACAAGUUCAAAGAUGGAGAUGACGAAUAAACAAACAUAUUUCAAAGGGGCCAUGAGGGAGAUGACGAAUAAACAAAACAUAUUUCACACGGGGCCAUGAGGGAGACGACGAAUAAA